GUGAGCUCCACACUCCUUGCCGUGCAUGUUAGCACCGCCGUCCGGCCCUAUCGCGCGUUAGCACGUCACCUCCAUGGUCGACCAAGCCCCGCCGCACUACACCUCCGCCUCAGCUAAAAAGGGACCCCGAGUCCAGCUUUUCCUCUCUCACCACCUCACUUGCUCAUCUCUCCCUCCCUCAGAACACUCCUCGGAUGAAGCCCUGCUCCAUCUCUCCCUCCCUUUUUGCGAGGAAAGCCGAAAGCAACGUACCGAAGUGCUCGCGAGGAGGUCAUCUUCGUCAAGAACUGAUCGUGGCACCUCCAUCCCCAUCAUCGAGGAGCGUCGGGUGACCACCGUCGACGGAGCUCUGUCCGUGCGUGCGCGGCGGUCGCACAUGCACGUGUACGCCGUCGUCCGGGAGCCUGCCGGCGAGUCCGAGACGACAUGCAGGGUCUUCGCGCGACAGUCCCUCGUGAAGCCUCCGAUCACGCCGGGAGGCCACCGUCGAUGGAGACCGUCCGCGCCGUCACAGAGUUUCACACGGUCAUGCCUGCUCGUCCGGGGCACUAGUGCAACUCGCCUCGAGUUCCGCCGCAGUUCUCCACGUCUUCCCCUUCGUCCCGAGCCCGGCAGCGUGCUCGCGCGCGACGUCACCGUCGCCUGGAGUUCGCCCACGCGUCCUAGCGACCAAGUGAAGCAGAGUAGCAGACGCACGCCGCCGCGCCGUCUUCCACGUCGCGGCCUUCGUCUCCGACCACCCCCCCUUGGUGAGCCUCGCCUCCCUUCGCGUCACUGCAUGCGCGCGUCGCCGACUGAGCCGCGCAGCCUCCGCCGAAUCCUUCAGCGGCGACCUCCAUCAUCUUCGAGCUUCGACCACCGCCGAUACGAACGCCACUGAUGAAGAAGAGAAGGAUCAUUUCGAGGAUUUCGAAGAGAAAGUCCAGGGACACAUUGCUAAUCAAGGCAAG
This is a messenger RNA of Lolium perenne, 950 nucleotides long. The record is from RefSeq and is a predicted model, not a curated record. Lineage: Eukaryota; Viridiplantae; Streptophyta; Magnoliopsida; Poales; Poaceae.